Molecule: messenger RNA, 1571 nt
Organism: Cyprinodon tularosa
Lineage: Eukaryota; Metazoa; Chordata; Actinopteri; Cyprinodontiformes; Cyprinodontidae
Gene: wsb1
Product: WD repeat and SOCS box containing 1
Exons: 9
Coding region: 279-1562 (427 amino acids)
Biological process (GO): intracellular signal transduction
Molecular function (GO): protein binding
Source: RefSeq, a predicted model, not a curated record
UUUUUGUUCCAAUGAGUGGAACGACAUAGAAAUCUUAUUUCCUCUACCGUUUGAUAGAAAAAGAUUAUCUACGUCAUCUUUUACGGGGACUGUAUUUUACCUAGGAGGACUAUAUCCUUCCGCCUACCGCUCUUCUUUUGCGGAAGGAUUCAUUUAAGUUUUGUGUCUGUGAAAAGAAGGCGUUGUUCCGCUACCGGACCAUUUGAUCUCUUUUCUUCAAAUCUUUUGGUGUUUUCUUCGUUGUUCAGCUGUUUUCUUCGGUCGGUGCUCUUAUUUAGAUGGCCAGCUUCCCGGACUGUGUAAAUGAAAAUGAUUUAGACAAGGCGAAGUUCAUCGGUGAACUCCUGGUCCCUGCUGCUCCCUUUGACCAGAAGUCUGGACGUGAGACCUGGACUGUAGCCUUUGCACCAAAUGGUUCCUACUUUGCUUGGUCUCAGGGACAUCGCAUUGUCAGACUCAUUCCUUGGUCUAGCUGUCUCAGGAGCUUUUCUGUGAGCGCUGGUGAAGAAGGUACCAUUCCAACUAGUCCCAGGCAUUUAUCCCGUCAAAACAGCGAUGGAGGCCUUACUGUCGCACUAGCUGAUGAAGCCCGUGAACACACCAUCGACUGUGGGGACAUAGUCUGGGGUCUUGCCUUCGGCUCCUCUGUGCCGGAGAAGCAGAGCCGCUGUGUCAACAUCGAGUGGCACCGGUUCAAGUUUGGCGAAGACCAGUUACUGCUGGCCACAGGCCUGAACAAUGGUCGCAUUAAGAUCUGGGAUGUUUACUCUGGAAAGCUGCUGCUGAAUCUGAUGGACCAUACUGAUGUUGUACGGGACCUGACUUUUGCUCCUGAUGGCAGCCUCAUGUUGGUGUCUGCUUCCAGAGAUAAAACUCUUCGUGUGUGGGACCUGAAAGAUGACGGUAACAUGGUGAAGGUUUUACGGGGACACCAUAACUGGGUUUACUGCAGCUCCUUCUCUCCGGACUCGUCCAUCCUGUGCUCGGUCGGUGCAGGCAAAGCGGUGUUCCUAUGGAACAUGGAUAAGUUCACGCUGAUCCGGAAACUAGAAGGGCACCACAAUGAUGUGGUAUCCUGUGAGUUUUCACCUGAUGGCGCCCUGCUGGCCACAGCCUCGUAUGACACCAGGGUCAUCGUCUGGGACCAUCAGAAGGCUACCAUCCUCUUGGAGCUGGGCCAUCUUUUCCCUCCGCCGUCGCCCAUCUUUGCUGGAGGGGCCAACGACCGCUGGGUCCGCUCUGUGAGUUUCUGCCCUGAUGGCCGCCACAUCGCCAGUAUUACUGAUGACAGGUUGGUCCGUUUCUGGAGUAUUGAGGAACGGGCUCCUCAGGCUGUAGCCUCUUUGUCCAACGGUCUCUGCUGUGCCUUUUCUGCUGAAGGGAAUGUUCUCGCUGCUGGGACCCGCGAUGGAAGCGUCCACUUCUGGGAGUGUCCCCGCAGCGUUGCCAGUCUGCAGCACAUGUGCAGGAUGGCCCUGCGCCGGGUUCUGAGCACCCAACAGGUGGAAGCCCUAGCCAUCCCCACGCCCCUCCAGGACUACCUGACCUACAGAGUCAUUUAAGUCUUUCCA